AUGGCAGUGUCGGUGGAUCGGAAUACCAUCUUGGUGUACGUGGGAGCCAUCGUACUGCGUCUCUCUGCUUUCAUUGCCUUCCCUACCCUAUCCGACUUCCUCACAGCACAGGUGGAGAUUUCGACACCCAUCUCCAGCUUCAAGCGGUUGCAGGAAGGUCUCUUCCUCUACCGGCAUGGCCUGUCACCUUACGACGGCGGGGUCUUCCAUCAGGCCCCAUUAUUGCUGGUCAUUUUUGACAUUCUGCCUGCCGCUUUGGUUUUCACUGCUCUCGACAUCGCCAAUGGACUCGCUCUGCACACGAUCGCCGAGAAACUCAGCAUUCCGACGCCACGUUUCAAGAAACUGAAUGGUUCGCUUAUAGCGGCUGCAUACUUGUUCAACCCGUUGACGAUCUUGUCUUGCUUGGGAAAGAGCACUUCGAUUUUCACCAAUACGGCCAUCAUUCAAGCUGUUCUCAGUGCCCAGUCGGGCAAUGGCAUUCGAGCCAUGUUUGGCAUCGCUGUGGGUAGCUAUCUAUCAAUGUAUCCGGCGCUACUCAUCCCACCGGUACUACUGAUGGUACACAAGAGCAGCCCUCAGUCCUCGUCCGGGAUCGUCGCACUUGUUGCCACCCAUUUCGGCCUCUCGGGAGCAUUACUUGGAAUCACACCAACCCUCACCUCCGGAUUCUGGGACUUUCUUUCCUCGUGCUACGGAGCACAAAUCACGGUGACAGACCUCACGCCAAACAUCGGGCUUUGGUGGUAUUUCUUUAUUGAGAUCUUCGACUCCUUCCGAGACUUUUUCAUUGGAGUUUUCUGGCUACAGCUGGUGGGAUAUGUUGGAGCCAUGACCUUUCGACUUCAGACCCAGCCGCUUUUUGUCAUCACCAGCCUUGUUGGUUUGUUCGCCGUCUUCAAGCCAUACCCCAGCAUUGCGGAUAUUUCCCUGUAUCUCGGUCUUCUUCCCUUGUACCAGCACGUUCUCCCAUGUAAGUGCCCUCGCGAUCUUCCCAAUAGCUCCCAGCAGCUGACUUCAAUGAUAGUGACCAGAUAUACCUUCAUUUCCGCUUCGGUAUUGCUGUAUUCCACCCUUCUUGGCCCAGCAUUCCACCAUUUAUGGAUCUAUGCCGGAUCUGGUAAUGCCAAUUUCUUCUAUGCCAUCACUCUGGUAUGGAGCUUAGGAUUGGCCAUUCUGGUUGGUGAUACACUUUUCGCCGUAAUGCGCGACGAGUGGGAGCUGGAACGGCCCGAGAUGAAGGGGAAGAGUGUUCGUCAAAUAUAA
This is a messenger RNA of Exophiala bonariae, 1266 nucleotides long. RefSeq lists its product as uncharacterized. Lineage: Eukaryota; Fungi; Ascomycota; Eurotiomycetes; Chaetothyriales; Herpotrichiellaceae. Gene Ontology annotation, cellular component: GPI-anchor transamidase complex; membrane. The coding region runs from base 1 to 1266 and encodes 421 amino acids. Gene Ontology annotation, biological process: attachment of GPI anchor to protein. The transcript has a single exon. The record is from RefSeq and is a predicted model, not a curated record.